CGGGCUUUCUCCGGCGCUGCAAAGGGUAGAGGCGACGCGCUUUGCUCGGGAAGGAAGACGUAAACGCGCCUCUGUCACUAAUAGGAAGGAGUUAUCUAUACAGUAAAAAAUGCUAAUAUUGAAUAAGACAACCGGGAUUUUUUCUAAAGCAUCAAAAAGGAAAACUUACGAAUUUUUAAGUAGUUUUACUUUGCAUCCUGGAAAGCGAUUUCUUCAUAAAAUAGUGUUGGGAAUUGAAACCAGUUGUGAUGAUACAGCAGCUGCUGUGGUGGAUGAAACUGGAAAUGUGCUGGGAGAAGCAAUACAUUCCCAAACUGAAAUUCACUUAAAAGCAGGUGGAAUUAUUCCUCCAGUAGCUCAACAACUGCACAGAGAAAAUAUUCAUCGCAUAGUGCAGGAAGCUGUUUCUGCCAGCAAUCUCUCUCCAAGCGACCUCUCAGCAAUUGCAACUACUAUCAAGCCAGGACUUGCUUUAAGCUUGGGAGUAGGUUUAUCAUUUAGCUUACAGCUGGUGAACCAGUUGAAGAAGCCUUUCAUUCCCAUCCAUCAUAUGGAGGCCCAUGCACUUACUAUUAGGCUAACCAACAAUGUAGAAUUUCCUUUUUUAGUCCUUUUGAUAUCUGGAGGUCACUGUCUAUUGGCAUUAGUUCAAGGAGUUUCAGAUUUUUUGCUUCUUGGAAAGUCUUUGGACAUUGCACCAGGUGACAUGUUUGACAAGGUAGCAAGAAGACUUUCUUUAGUAAAACAUCCAGAGUGCUCUACCAUGAGUGGGGGGAAGGCCAUAGAACAUUUGGCUAAACAAGGAAAUAAAUUGUGUUUUGAUCUCAAACACCCUAUGCAACGUGCUAAAAGUUGUGAUUUUUCUUUUUCUGGACUUCAAAGCAAUGUUAACAAAUUAAUAACGCAAAAGGAAAAAGAAGAAGGGAUUGAGGCAGGACAAGUCCUGUCUUCAGCUGCAGAUAUUGCUGCUUCGGUACAGCACACAACAGCCAGACACAUUGCCAGAACAACAUACCGUGCAAUCUCAUUUUGCCAGAAGAGGAGCUUGUUAUCGCAGACUAAUGCUGUAUUGGUUGCAUCUGGAGGCGUGGCAAGUAACAUGUAUAUCCGAAAAGCACUGGAAGUUGUAACAGACCUAACUCAGUGCACUUUGUUGUGCCCUCCUCCCAAGCUGUGUACUGACAAUGGCAUUAUGAUUGCAUGGAACGGCAUUGAAAGAUUACGUGCUGGUUUGGGCAUUUUAUACAACCCAGAAGGCAUCCGCUAUGAACCAAAAUGUCCUCUCGGAUUAGAUAUAUCAAAAGAAGUUGGAGAAGCUGCCAUAAAAAUACCACAAUUGGUCAUGAAGAUUUGAUGUUUACUUUACAAAAAAACCUCUACAGGACUAUUUCCCACCGGAUGGCUGUGAAGUAUACUGGAGACGGGUCACCAUUUUCUAAUUCCCACACGUUUUUCAUAUCUACUCUUUGAAUCUGGAUUAUUUCCACAGUUUGUCAUCUUGUCAUACUCUGGUGGCUUAUGCUUUGUGAUUCUGGAAGCUAUGGCACUCCUAUUUUGAAUAUCAGCAGAGUCUUGUGGUAGUUACAUAAUUUCAUGUCAACUUGUAGCUAGAUAAAAGCGUA
Molecule: messenger RNA, 1622 nt
Organism: Echinops telfairi (small Madagascar hedgehog)
Lineage: Eukaryota; Metazoa; Chordata; Mammalia; Afrosoricida; Tenrecidae
Gene: OSGEPL1
Product: O-sialoglycoprotein endopeptidase like 1
Exons: 9
Coding region: 110-1354 (414 amino acids)
Biological process (GO): tRNA threonylcarbamoyladenosine modification
Cellular component (GO): mitochondrion
Source: RefSeq, a predicted model, not a curated record